Molecule: messenger RNA, 1148 nt
Organism: Echinops telfairi (small Madagascar hedgehog)
Lineage: Eukaryota; Metazoa; Chordata; Mammalia; Afrosoricida; Tenrecidae
Gene: CCDC42
Product: coiled-coil domain containing 42
Exons: 7
Coding region: 1-951 (316 amino acids)
Biological process (GO): spermatid development
Source: RefSeq, a predicted model, not a curated record
AUGAGUCUGGGAAUCAUGGAAGAGGAAGAUCUGGCUGAGUACUUCCGGCUGCAGUAUGGGGAGCGGCUGCUGCAUUUGCUGCAGAAGUUCCCCUCGAUGGAGGAGCAGUCGGAAUCCCCAUCCAUCCGGCUGCUGGAGAAGAAGAAGGAGGCUACCAUCAUGCACCAUGCUAUGGAGGAGAAGAAGGAGGCAUUUAAACGCAAGAUGGAAGCCUUGAACCUGCGCUGGGAGGAGCUGGGCAUCAAGGAAGCCCAACUGAAAGCCCACAUCCAGAAGUUUGAACAAUUCAUCCAGGAGAAUGACCAGAAGAGGAUCCGCGCGCUGAAAAAGGCCAACAAGGAGCGGGACCUCAAGAGGCAGCGCCUGCGAGAGCUGGCCAAGGCUAAGCAGGAGAUGUCGGCCCUGCGGCUGGAGCACCAGCGGCUGAGCACCAAGCUGCAGGAGUACUCCAUCUUCAACAAGUACCUGGAGAAGGUGGUGGAGAACUCGGAGUUUGAGGAGAUUCAUGAGGUCAUUGCACGCUACAAGACCCUGGUGAGUAUGCACCACGACCUCAUGCAGUCAGCCCAGGAAGGCCAGGAGAAAAUCGAGCGAGCCAAGGCGCGGCUGGCCCGAUACAUGGAGGAGAAGGACGACGAGAUCUUGCAGCACAACAACGAGCUCGCGCGGCUGCAGAUGCGCUUUGACCGUGCACGCAGUGAUGUCAUCAUCUGGGAAUCGCGGUGGGCACACAUACAAAACACAGCUGCCAAGAAGACCCUCCUGCUGGGUACCAUAAAGAUGGCGACCCUGAACCUCUUCCAGAUUGUGAGCAAGCAACUGAAGGAGAUGACCAACGUGUCACUGGAGGACACUCACAAACAGCUGGACAUGAUCCAGCAAUUCAUCCAAGACCUAUCAGACAUCUGGGCAGAGGUAAAGAAGAAAGACCCACCGCAGAUCCGGGUUUAAGGAGGAAACCAUGGCUUCUUAAGAAUGUUCUGAGGCAGAGGCUGACCAAAGGCCUGGUGAGCUUGCAGUGCAGCCAGGGCGGCCAGCCCAGCCCACGAAGGACCCCUGUGCCUGAUGCUGGCAAACACGGCCAUUCCCAUGUACUUCAGUCCACCCAGCUCUGAAAAGAUUAAAUGUUCUAAGAAGUUUGUUCUGAA